Messenger RNA from Folsomia candida, 560 nucleotides. RefSeq lists its product as uncharacterized. The transcript is spliced from 3 exons. NCBI's taxonomy places the organism in Eukaryota, Metazoa, Arthropoda, Collembola, Entomobryomorpha, Isotomidae. Bases 51 to 473 code for a protein of 140 amino acids. The record is from RefSeq and is a predicted model, not a curated record.
AUUUCAUCCUCCAUUUGAUCGGCUGAAUAAAAAACAUAUUUAUUUUAAGGAUGACCAAGUUUGUCGAAUUUUUUUGGGUCGUCGUCAUGGCGAUCUACGCCGUGCAGGGUGCCACCCUUAAUAAUAAGGAAGCCAAAGAGAACGGAGACCUAAAAAUAAAGCAGCUCGAAGUUGGCGAUGGUCUGCAAUCGAGUUGUCCAUCUUAUUGCGAUUACUGCUCAAGUAACAACUGCUACUACUAUGAGGAUGAAUUUCCGACUGGUUGGGUAAUUGCCGCCGGUAUCGUCGUCUUUCUCAUCUUCUUCGUCUGUCUUCCAGUCGGAAUUUGCUUCUGCUGUGGGUACUGCUGUUUUGCAUCUUGUCGAAAAGGAGACCAACCGCAGCCGCAAAUUAUUUAUGUGCAAGGACCACCUCCACCCGGAUGGGACCAACAGCAGCAACCACAAGAGUACGGUCAACCAGUUAGUACUUAAAUCCAUACAAUUUGGACAAAACUUAUAAUUAAAAAAUUCUGUAAUUAUUGCAAAAUUAUCAAAAUUAUAUAAUUACCUAAAUAAAAA